Messenger RNA from Cucurbita moschata (crookneck pumpkin), 2772 nucleotides. RefSeq names its product protein VAC14 homolog. Bases 168 to 2354 code for a protein of 728 amino acids. Gene Ontology annotation, biological process: positive regulation of kinase activity; phosphatidylinositol biosynthetic process. Lineage: Eukaryota; Viridiplantae; Streptophyta; Magnoliopsida; Cucurbitales; Cucurbitaceae. The transcript is spliced from 20 exons. Gene Ontology annotation, cellular component: endosome membrane; PAS complex. The record is from RefSeq and is a predicted model, not a curated record.
UUUUUUUUUUUUUUUUUUUUUUUUUUCAUUUCUCGAUUUCAUUACUGGGAAAGCUGCCACGCAGCGAUGUUCCGAUUCGAGCAGGAGAAGAUCCGAAAACGAAAUUGAUGUUUCCCAAUUAGUUUAUUUGAUCAGUUGAAUUCGUUUCAGUGCUCUUAGGGUCGAAUAUGGCUGAUGCUCUCUCUGUUAUUCCUGCAUUUGUGCUCCGAAACCUGUCUGAUAAGCUUUAUGAGAAACGGAAGAACGCUGCUCUUGAGGUUGAGGGAAUUGUGAAGCAACUUGCUUCGGCUGGAGAUCAUGAGAAGAUUACGGCGGUUAUAAAUCUGCUCACGAACGAUUUCACUAUGUCGCCUCAAGCGAAUCAUAGAAAGGGAGGAUUGAUAGGACUUGCUGCUGCAACUGUUGGCUUGACUUCUGAUGCAUCUCAACAUCUUGAGCAAAUUGUACCGCCUGUACUCAAUUCUUUUUCUGAUCAAGAUAGCAGAGUACGUUAUUAUGCAUGUGAAGCUCUAUACAACAUUGCAAAGGUUGUCAGAGGCGAUUUUAUAGUUUUCUUUAACCAGAUAUUUGAUGCUUUAUGUAAGCUUUCAGCUGAUUCAGAUGCCAGUGUACAAAGUGCUGCUCAUCUCUUGGAUCGACUUGUGAAGGAUAUUGUUACUGAAAGUGAUCAGUUCAGCAUCGAAGAGUUUAUUCCAUUGCUGAGGGAGCGUAUGAAUGUCCUAAAUCCCUAUGUUCGUCAGUUUUUGGUCGGAUGGAUCACUGUACUUGAUAGUGUGCCAGAUAUUGAUAUGCUGGGCUUUCUUCCUGAUUUUCUUGAUGGUUUGUUCAAUAUGUUAAGUGAUUCAAGUCAUGAAAUCCGGCAACAAGCCGAUUCUGCGCUUUCGGAGUUUCUCCAUGAGAUCAAGAAUUCUCCAUCUGUAGAUUAUGGCAGAAUGGCUGAGAUUCUGGUCCAGAGGGCUUCUUCCCCAGACGAGUUUACUCGCUUAACGGCUAUUACAUGGAUUAAUGAGUUUGUAAAACUUGGUGGAGAUCAAUUAGUACCUUAUUAUGCUGAUAUUCUAGGAGCAAUUCUACCUUCCAUAGCUGAUAAAGAAGAGAAGAUUCGAGUGGUUGCUCGGGAAACUAAUGAAGAGCUUCGUAAUAUCAAGGCAUUUCCAUCCGAAGGAUUUGAUGUUGGUGCUAUCCUUUCUAUCGCUAGGAGACAACUAUCUAGCGAACAUGAGGCUACUAGGAUUGAAGCAUUGCAUUGGAUAUCAACACUUUUAAAUAGACAUCGAACUGAGGUAUUGAUCUAUUUGGACGAUGUACUUGACAGCCUUCUUCAAGCCCUAUCUGAUCCUUCUGAUGAGGUGGUGCUCCUUGUUCUCGAGGUUCAUGCUUGCAUAGCGAAAGAUCAGCAACAUUUUCGCCAACUUGUUGUCUUCCUAGUUCAUAAUUUUAGGAUCAAUAAUUCUCUUCUGGAGAAGCGUGGUGCAUUGAUAAUACGCCGACUAUGUGUACUUUUAAAUGCUGAACGGGUCUACCGUGAACUUUCUACAAUAUUGGAAGGAGAAUCAGAUUUGGAUUUUGCUUCUGUUAUGGUUCAGGCACUCAAUUUGAUUUUGCUGACUUCCUCUGAGUUAUCUGAUCUUCGAGAUCUUUUAAAGAAAUCAUUGGUAAAUGCAGCUGGGAAGGACCUUUUUGUUUCUUUAUAUGCAUCUUGGUGUCAUUCCCCGAUGGCUAUUAUUAGUCUUUGCUUAUUAGCACAGUCAUACCAGCAUGCUAGUGUGGUGAUUCAGUCCUUGGUGGAGGAAGAUAUUAAUGUGAAAUUUUUAGUUCAGCUGGAUAAACUGAUUCGCCUUCUGGAGACUCCAGUCUUUGCUUAUCUAAGAUUGCAGCUUCUCGAACCUGGGAGAUAUAUAUGGCUGUUAAAAGCAUUAUACGGUCUUCUAAUGUUACUUCCUCAGCAAAGUACCGCCUUUAAGUUACUACGAACACGUCUCAAAACAGUGCCUCCGUACUCGUUUAGUGGCGAGCACUUCAAGAUGUCUGGGUUGAAUAUACAUGAAGAUGGUGAUCCAAGCCAGGAUGCUGGGAACUAUCGAAAUGGGAUUAACUUCGCUGCUAGGCUGCAACAAUUCGAGCACAUGCAGCAUGAACAUCGCUUGCGUGCAAAGGAGCAGACACUGCCACGGACCAGUACUCCACCUUCGAUGACAACAACGGGGGUUGAAAACUCGGAAGAAACAGGACGGACAAUCCCAACCCCAGCCCCGGCCCCAACCUCAGCCGCUGCCUCAGCCUCAGCUGCAGCACCAGAGACUAAUAGGCCUCCUUCAAGAUCAAGGAGAGGGCUAGGGCAAUUACAGUUAUGAUUAUAUUCUUCAUUAUAUACAGUGGAUUCAGUGAUGCAUCAGAUUUUGUGUAGUUUGUAAAAUUGUAUAUCAUAGUAGAGUUUGGUCUAAAAGACACCUUUUUUUUCUUUUGUUCGUUAGUGUGUGGUUGGGGACGGCUGCAUAUAAAAGAGAUGAGCUCAGUUUUUGGCUGAGCAAUUCUUUUCAUUUUGUAUAAGGGGACAUUUUUUUUACCCAUGUGGUUGUGUUGUUUUUUCGUUGAAGCCAUAGUGGGUAAAAAAAAAGGGGGGAAAGUACUUAGAAGAAGAAAGUUCAGUUUGUUUUCCUUCUCUUUUUCUUCCUUUCAUUUUGCUUGUUCGUCGUCUUGUAACAAUCUUCUUGAAUAAGUUCAAGCUAAUUAAUGUACAGACACUUCCUGUGGGUGUUUAUUGACUUCAAA